CCAAUUAGGUAACACGUGUUGAUAUGUUCUUCCCCGCCGCUAAACCCUAGCGUUUCACAUUUUCACUAACAUUCCUCCAUAAAUUCCCUCAGUCUGAAAUCCCUAGUCAUUUCUAGGGCUUAAUCGAGUUAAAUUAGCUGAAAAAGGGAAAAAAAUGGAGCUUUGCACAGCUCGAUCAAUCUCGAAUCAUCCAUAUUGUAGGCUCUUCACUGCCGGUGCUUCCCCAAUAAGUCGAUUUCAGAAACUUAAUCCCAAAUUCCCUGCUUCAAGAAUCUCUCCGUCCCAUUUCAACCCUUCAGGAUUGCGAUAUUGCACCAACUUGUCUCUCAGAUCAUCACUCUCUGAUGAAAUUUCAACUGGGGCUAGUAAAUAUACCAAAGAUGGACCAGAUGGUGUGGUGACGUUGGAAGAGUCCAGGUCAGUUGAAAAGAAUGUGUAUGGAGAAAAAUUUCCGAACGAAGCACCAAAAGAAGAUUCUCCUGAAGAAAAACAAGUGCAGGCAUUUGAGUAUGGAGAAAAAUUUCCAAACGAAGAACCAAAAGAAGAUUCUCCUGAAGAAAAUCAAGUGCUGGCAUUUGAGUUUUUAGAGAAGCUCAACAUAAAGUUUGAUUCGGACGAUAAAUACCCAAUCCUCUUAUCAGGCGGUGGUGCCCUGGUUGCUGUCUAUAUAGCAACUGCAGUGGUUGGCGCAAUUGAUUCGAUUCCUUUGGUUCCAAAGUUGAUGCAAGUCGUGGGACUUUCCUACACAGUAUGGUUCGGUACCCGCUAUCUACUUUUCAAGAAAAGCAGGGAGGAGUUGGCUGCUAAAAUUGAAGAUAUUAAGCAACAAGUCCUUGGUUCAGAUGAUGAUUGAUGUGGACUCAAGGAUAUCGCUAUGAUUUUGUUGCAAUUAGAUAUAUAAAUUGAGUAAGGUUUGUCAGAAGAGAUGGUCAAAGUUUAAUGACUCAGUUUUGGUUGUCAAUAUGUGGAUAGUAGGAUCUUAGGUCGAUGUAUAAUCUGAAAUAGAAGAUCAAAAUCUUUAUUUACUGAUAAUAUUUUCCUACUUGCUAGUUUUUGGACUUUCAUUUGUUUAAGCAGAUGUGGCCUAGAUGAAUCUGCCCUUUUGAAACUUAACUAAAGAAAGCAAUAUAGAAGCUGUUGGCGCUCUUCCAACAGAAUAUUGAAGAUA
Coffea eugenioides is the source of this 1168-nucleotide messenger RNA. RefSeq names its product protein CURVATURE THYLAKOID 1D, chloroplastic. Lineage: Eukaryota; Viridiplantae; Streptophyta; Magnoliopsida; Gentianales; Rubiaceae. The transcript is spliced from 5 exons. The record is from RefSeq and is a predicted model, not a curated record. Gene Ontology annotation, cellular component: thylakoid; chloroplast thylakoid membrane. The coding region runs from base 155 to 853 and encodes 232 amino acids.